AUGGAUUCCCCAGCAAAGCGACGGAAAACUAGCGAGACUACAGGCAUUUCUGUGGCGCCAGAGAUCCCUCAAAAUAACCCCCAUCGGUCGAGACGACCCUCCUUCCAGUCUCCAACGAGGGCCAGCCUUGCACGGUCACAUCCCGAUCUAUUAGAGCGCGCAACCAGCAGAUCUCCUGCUCGACGACUAGCAAGCAAAGACAGCGGGCAACAAGAUCCUCGAAAAUUUGGAUUACGCGAUCGCAAAGCGCUCCGACCAUCGCUCAAUGCCUCCGCAAGUCCCCUCGCUCGACCCCGAGGCUCUGAAGCGCCCGAAAGUUCCCCCAACAGGCGCUCAAGUGGCGUUCAAGCGUUCUCAAAACCACCACGCAGGAUUUCAAGGAGGAUUCUCCCAGGAGAUUUGGUGUUUGGGUCUCCAAUCCCACAACCUAAGAAUCCCGAAUCGAAUACCCCCGAGCGUCAAUUGGAAUUGGAAUUGGGCAGUGCCACAAGAGAAGCGGAUACGGAUAUAGGUCCGGACUCUAGUUUUAUGGAUGAAGAUAUCCUCGAACCCGAUCUCCCGCCCACGCCAACACAACUAGGUCUGGAAAAGGCCCCGGAUCGACCUAGAGGGAUGUUGAGUAGCAGCCCUAGUAGGCGACAGGAGAAACGAGCGAAACGACGAAUUGCCAAUGCAUUACAUGAGAGCCCACUUAAGGCAGGUUUGGAGACGACCCCAGACCUGGGUGGAGUUUCAGCGGCUGUCCGUGAGAAACGCAAUUCGCGCGAGAAGAGCGCUGCCGAUCUGCGACGACUGAGAAACGAAGUUGCAGAACUGGAAACGUGGGCAAAGAAAAUCGAGUCCAAUCCUGACUUGAAAGGCGACACCAGAGGACUCGACCAAUUUCUGUGGGUUCCACAAGUAAUUUUGGCUUGGAUACUACUGACAAUCUUUAGGUCUUUACUCACAUCGGAAGAGGCGAAUCGUGCAAUUCUCCCAGUGCCCCAAACAGCCCCUAAACCAAUAUCAUCCCUCCUCGCCACUUUACUCCCGUUCUCCGCCAAUAUCCCUCGCCCAAAACGUGAAUUAUCAUUGCUACCAACGAAUCCAUUUGCCCUGCAAGAAGCCUCUCAAUCACCGCCGUACCUAACAGCCUUCGCACCCUUGACCCUCAAAACCCAUACAACUCGGUCGUCUCAUAGGGAGGAGUUGUUAGAAACACACACACUAAUAUUUUCUCCCCCGUCUCCAUUCCCAGCAAGUCUGUACAACGUGACGGUUGUCUACGAAACAAACCCCGAGACCCAGUCUUUGACUUCCCUGUCAGUGCCUACUGACAGCGACAGCAAGAAAAGAAAAGUCCCUGAAGCUAUUCGUCGAUGGAUUGAUACCCGCUUAGAAAACCCACUCUUGAAACUUGACGUGGCAACUCUAUGCUGGGGAAUCAACCGGUACUGGGUAUCUGCAAUCACCCGUGCUCGUUUGUGGGCACACAUUGACCGCAAGUAUGGCCCUAGGGCCUUGCAGGGCAGAAAAGAUACUGCCUCGGAAAGCAAGGACGGCGUUAUCACGCUUUCUGAACUGCGACGACUAGUCCCGCAUUUGGACCGGAGUGCCAUGGUCAUCAAACCUAAAUCUUCUGACUCCAGCCUCCGGGUGCUUUUAUCAAAUAAUUUAAUGUUGGAUGAAUGGACCGGAGAGCCUCAGCUGCGGCCUGAGAUCAGCGUGUCGAUCCCCGGGGUAGAUAAGAAAAUCGACCAGGAGGCGAAGAAGCUUUUUUAUGCGUUGCUACAUGAGGAUGGCACUUCGAGCACGCGAGGUGUGGAGGGUGGUAUCCAUAUUGAUGCAGUGGUAAGGGCGACUGAAGGUGCUCUUGGUGCUUUGUUCGGUCUUUGA
Penicillium mononematosum is the source of this 1875-nucleotide messenger RNA. RefSeq lists its product as uncharacterized. The record is from RefSeq and is a predicted model, not a curated record. The transcript has 2 exons. The coding region runs from base 1 to 1875 and encodes 624 amino acids. Lineage: Eukaryota; Fungi; Ascomycota; Eurotiomycetes; Eurotiales; Aspergillaceae.